Molecule: messenger RNA, 516 nt
Organism: Malus domestica (apple)
Lineage: Eukaryota; Viridiplantae; Streptophyta; Magnoliopsida; Rosales; Rosaceae
Product: protein-tyrosine-phosphatase PTP1-like
Biological process (GO): protein dephosphorylation
Molecular function (GO): protein tyrosine phosphatase activity
Source: RefSeq, a predicted model, not a curated record
AUGAGUGGUCCAGGGACACUCUGGGGAUCAGCUGAGAGUGGGAAUCCAACUUCUCGCCUGGGCUGCGUAUCUCGACUGAGUUUAUUGAUGAGGUUGGGCUCUACUUCAAAGACCUUGCUUGAUAUGAAGAAGAUUCACGUCACCUUGGGUAUUCCUGCUUAUUCUCAAUGGCCUAACCAAGGAGUUCCCGAAGAUACAUUUUCUGUUCGUGAAAUUGAGAAAAGAGUAAUGUAUCAGGUGGCACCCGCCAUACCCGACUGCAGCCCAAUUGUGGUGCACUGCAAUAUAGGUGUUGGGAGAACUGGAACGUACUGCACCAUUCAUGAUACAUUGCAGAGAAUUCUUUCUGGGAACAUGCCUGGUUUAGAUUUAGUAAAAACAAUAACCACAUUCAGAUUUCAGCGAGAUGGAAUGGUUCAGAAACCAGAGCAAUAUCGUUUAUGUUAUGAUGCCCUUGUUGAUGAAUUAGAAGACCACAUCUCGGAUGGAUCCCCAGUUGAGUAUUUAGUGAAAUGA